Messenger RNA from Passer domesticus (house sparrow), 2360 nucleotides. RefSeq lists its product as uncharacterized. Lineage: Eukaryota; Metazoa; Chordata; Aves; Passeriformes; Passeridae. The transcript has 13 exons. The record is from RefSeq and is a predicted model, not a curated record. Gene Ontology annotation, cellular component: cytoplasm. The coding region runs from base 459 to 2360 and encodes 633 amino acids.
CACUCCACAGUGCUCGGAGCACACAACGGGACAGGACGGGACAGAGCAGUGCUGUGAGGAGCCCCACACAGCACACUCGUUCGUGUCUGACCCGGAGCCUUUCCGAGGUGUUAUUCCUGCAGCUGACCUCGAGGCCAGACCACAGGACUUGCUGACCCGUGGCCUUCCCGAGGCUUCUCUACUGCAGGUGCCCUCGAGGGCAGACCGUGGGCCUUGGUGCCCCAGAGGCAUCUCCCAUCCCUGCCGCCAGUGCCCUCGAGGCCAGACCACCAUCCUUGACAGGACUCUCCUGCCCUUGUGGCAGGAGCCCUCCAGAGCAGAGUGCAGGACGUGCUGUCCUGUAGCCCUCCUGAGGCUUCGCUCUUGAAGGUGCCUUCCAGGCACGACUGCAGGACUUCCUGACUUGGAGCUUUUCCGAGGCACCUCUCCUGCAAGCAGCCACAAAUCUAGUCAGAGACAUGGAGCAGAGACCCAAGCUGGCCUGGGUGGAGGAAGAGGAAGAAGGCCCUGGAGCUGCCCCAGCACAGGAGAUGGAAGAGGUGGUGCUGUUCAAGCCACUGCAGGAGAAUGCAGCCGUGGAGCGCACACAAGAGCAGCAAUCCAGCCGUGGCCUCUUCCACAGAACAGCACAGCUGGUUUGCAAAUUAAUCAGGAGAAUUCGGGAGGAAGAGACCAGCACCGUGGGCACUGGGCUCAGAGCAUACUCGCACAUCUUUAAAACCAAGACCAGUGCUGCCCUGCUGGAUAUGCUGGUAGAGGAGGGCUUUUGCAAUCCAAAGCAAGUGCCCGCCAUGGUCAGGUACAUCCACCAGUGGCUCACGGCCAAUCAGUUUGCUGAGCACAGGCUGAACAGGACCCUGCUGGAUCUCACCGAAGCACAGCCCGCUGACGUACUGGUGACGCUCCUGCGUGUGGCCCCAUCCUGUGACAGAGCUGCUCUGACCAUGUGGAAGAGCAUCAUGUGCUCGCCCAGGACUGCGGAGCCUGCGCUGCUGAUACUCCUGGAUGUGCUGGGGAGCUGGCCCGAGCACAGCAUGUGCACCUCCGAUGGGGACAAAACGGGUGUCUUGGCCCUGGCUGCCACUGUGGUGAUGUGGAAGAUCCUCCAGGUUCCCUGUGUCCCACACGUGGUGACGGUGUAUUUCCCCCGCCUCUUUGUGCAUCUGCUCUUCCAAGUGUUCUUCACCACUCUGGAUAUGCCAGAGGAGGUGGAUACCUUCUGGAAGGGAUGCCAAGAGCAAUAUGACCUUGCCGCCAGCCCCAACAGGUUUGCAGUGCGGACCCUGAAGUCCCUGCUCUGCCGAAUGCAGCACGAGGAUGUGGUGGUGGCGAUGGAAGCACCAGCGUGUGGCUGGGACACGCUGCUGUGUGCUGACACCCACCACUAUGCCGUGGCUCUGCUGGCCAGGGAGAUGUCCUGUGUCUCCAUCUCCUUGUGCUCCCGCAUCGCUCGCUACCUGCUCCGGCUGCUCAGCACACAGGAGCCACGCUGGGAGCUGCCCGCCCUGGCCUUCCUUGCGGAGGUCCUCGAGUUCCUGGACUUGAGUGAACGCGGUGCUAAGAGAGUCCUGCAAAUCUUGUCAAGGCACCUGCGGAGCGAGUGCAGGGAGAGGCGUCGCCUGGCACUCAGGGCCCUUCUCGAGUUCACUGACGAGCCCUCCAUGGACACAGAUGGAGAGAUAGUUUGCAUGACGGUCAUGCUACUCAGCUUUAUUAUUUUGGACAAUGACACGCUGAUAGCCGGCCCCAUCACACUGCAGCUGGUUGAGGCGCUCCUGCCACUCUUUGACCACGACAAUAACCAGGUGCAGGUGCUCUCCAUACUCCUCUUCCGAACAUUGGUGACUCUUCCACAGAAAAAGGAAAAAAAGGCCCUGAAGACACCCCUGCGCCAGAGCCUGCUGCCACUCUUCUUCCACUGCCAUGAUGAGAAUCGGCUUGUGGCACAGCUCGGCCCCAGCCCCGCCCGCUGCCCCGGCAGCGCCGUCCGGGCCCGGCACCCCGGAGCUCCACCUGGGCUCGGCGCUGCUGCCGGCCUCUGGCAGCCGUGCCCUCGGGCGGCAGCGUGCGGCGUGGCCCGGGCUGAGCCCUGCCGGGCCAGCAGGGCGUGUGGCCACAGCGCCAACAGCGCCGCUGGCAGGGAGCUGUGCCGCUGGCGCCCCCUUGAACACCUGGCAGAGGACAUCAGCAGUGCCGUGUCAGACGCGGCACUUCAAACGUUGGAUGUCCUCCGGGCACUGCAGAGUAAGCGAUACUCUGUCUUCCAGAGGCUGCAGGAUCAGCUCUGCAGGGCACGGUGGACACGGCCUCGUCUGUCGGGGCUGAGCUGCCUGCGCUGCUGGAGCUCUGCAGAGAGCUGA